CACACACACAGACACACACAUACACAACAGAGACGGUUCUCCGGUGACCACUGAACGUUACUCCAGUGUUUACGCUGAAAGCUGCAGCUCACUGUGGAAAUGACCGAGAAUAAAUGAGUACCUCCAGUGUAAGAGUCUGAUGGAGCGUUACGAGUCUCUGGGUCCGGUCGGGGAGGGCAGUUACGGCACCGUGCUCAAGUGUCGCCAUCGAGACUCUGGUCGCCUCGUUGCCAUCAAGAAAUUCAUGGACUCUGAUGACGACAAGACGGUGAAGAAGAUCGCCCUGAGGGAGAUCAAGCUGCUCAGGCAACUGCGUCACGACAACCUGGUGAACCUCCUCGAGGUGUGGAAGCGUCGUCGGCGCUGGUAUCUGGUGUUCGAGUUCGUGGAGCGGACUCUUCUCGAUGAUCUGGAACAAAGCCCGGGGGGACUGGACCUUAACACCAGCCGCCAGUACCUGUACCAGAUCCUGAGGGCUGCUGCCUUCUGCCAUAAGCAAAACAUCAUCCACCGUGACAUCAAACCGGAAAACAUCCUCAUCUCUCAGGGAGGUGUGGUCAAACUGUGCGAUUUUGGCUUUGCCCGUACUAUGGCUUCACCCUCUGAGGGCGCCGUCUACACCGACUACGUAGCGACACGUUGGUACAGAGCCCCCGAACUGCUGGUGGGCGACAUAAAGUACGGCAAACCGGUAGAUGUGUGGGCUGUGGGUUGUCUGCUCAUUGAGAUGUUAACAGGCCAGCCUCUGUUUCCCGGAGACUCUGACCUUGACCAAAUAUACCACAUCGUUAGGUGCUUUGGCAACCUGACGUCUCAUCACCAGGAGUUGUUCUACAGAAAUCCCAUCUUUUCUGGAGUCAGAUUGCCUGAAUGUUCGGGCAGAGUAAUGCUGCAGCAGCGCUUCCCUACAAUCACAUCCACCGCCUUGGAUCUGGCACAGAGCUGUUUAGAAAUGGAUCCAGAAAAACGAGCUCAAUGUUCGGAGCUAUUAGAGCAUCCUUUAUUCACACAAGACUCCUUCCACAUCAGAUUUUUGGAUGAGUUAAAUGCUAAGAUCCAAAAAGACCACAGAGAAAACUCUACCUUGCCGAAAAUAACCAAAACCGAAAAUAACCCAAAACAAGAAAAGGAUGAUGAGAAAAACCGCAGAGGCAAGGACAAGAAACAUCCUGAAGAUGCUGAUGAGAAAGUUGGCAAGGAAAAGCUAGAAAAAAACAAAGGAAAGCAACAACUGAAGGUUUCUAAAACUGUUAGCAACAAAUCGGAGCCUUUGAUGACCACCAAACAACCUAAAACGUUAGGGAACAAGGUUGUCUAUAAUGCAGCACAACCUUCCAUGCAGAUGAAAAGUAAACCAGGAAAAACCACUGGUGUAGAGUUGUUGUCUAAAUCAAUAAAAAUUCUUCAUUUGCACUCAUCAGAGGGCACCAAGACUGCAGUGAGCCUGAAGGACGACAACACAGAGGAAGCAAUACCUAAACAUGAAAGAGUUGUAUCUCUAGAACCUAGGGACGAAUAUCUGGACCAUGCAAAAGACAUAGAACAUAAUGGCUCAGAACUCUGGAGAUUGUCAAAAUCUGAGCAAAGUCAAGAUUGUGGGAACAACACAAAUACAAUCAUGAGUUCAUCUCCUGAUGCUUCCAUUGAUCGGACAGACCGCCACUAUUCAUCAAGUAAUAAUCAUGUUGACGUCAUUGUCCCAACUUUUAUCUCCAAACCAAGCAAGAGCAGUAACACUUCAGAGCCUCAGACCCACAGUCUGACAGCUGAGUCACAGCAAAGGACUGGUGAAUGUCCAAAAGUCUUAUCCGCAGACCACAAGCUUUCUAAAACGUUGUCAACCUCACACCCCAUAACAAACAAGAGCAAUUUGUGUUCGUCCGCAACUCCUUCAAAGAUCAUUUCAGCACAGUCCUCCACACUUUCUAUAGAGGUCACUCCUGCCAACAGCACUAUGACAGUAGCUGAAGAAAUCUCAGAUCCAAAGUUGUCCAAAGUGGGCUCACCUUCAAAGGGACGUCCGAAAGACCUUAUAGAGGUUGCAGAAGAUGAGCACAUAAAGGACAGUCACAUAUGUUUGAGAAUGAGCCCAGAAACCAAAAUGGCUUUACAUCACGUUCAGACUUCCCAAGCUUCAGGUGAACAUGACAAGAUGAACCUUGAAUCUUCUGAGCCUCGCUGCCUGCAUCAAGAAAGCCCUACCAGGUCUAAAAUCGCCACAGAAGCCAGAACCACUUCUGUGCAGAAGGAAAACACAUCAGUAGGGAACCCUAAUCUGAAAACUUUGAAAGUGUCAGAUAAGGAGAACAGACAGGAUUUAGCUCUCUUUGUGCCCAUCAGUGCCACAGCAAAGUCUUCAGUAAAUCAAACUUCGAAAAAGGCUUCAGGCAACGACAUAAAAAGCAGUAACUUUGAAUCUGGAGUUAAAUUUGUUAAAGCCGUUCACCCUAAAUCUUUGGCUGGAGAACCUAAAUCAAAGCCGGAAUAUUACUAUACCAGGUCUACCACCACCCCAAGGACUCAG
Molecule: messenger RNA, 2524 nt
Organism: Mugil cephalus (flathead mullet)
Lineage: Eukaryota; Metazoa; Chordata; Actinopteri; Mugiliformes; Mugilidae
Product: cyclin-dependent kinase-like 5
Exons: 8
Biological process (GO): intracellular signal transduction; protein phosphorylation
Cellular component (GO): nucleus; cytoplasm
Molecular function (GO): ATP binding; MAP kinase activity
Source: RefSeq, a predicted model, not a curated record